CUUCUCCGCAAGGGUGGUCAGGCACUGGAAUGGUUUAAUGGGAACUACUGGUGGUGGGUGGAUGGUUGGGCUGGGUGAUCCUGUGGGUCUUUUCCAACCUUGGUGAUUCUAUGAUUCUAUCAUUUCCCCACCAAACCAACCGUGUCCCUUAGCACAACAUCUAGACAAAGUCUGUCUCACUGCUCCUGCAGCCAGAGGGCUCAGAUGCACGUGUUCCUGCCCGAUUCCCUCCCGCUUUUCUAAGUGGCAUGAAGGAAUUUGAGCAUAGGUUUGAAGACUCAAAACAAAAUCAUCAAUUUUGGUCUAUUUAUGGCUCCUUUUUCAUGUCACGUUUGCAGCUCCGUUACCCGCAGGGUUUCACGUGGGUUGCAUGGGCUUGCCACCAGAUCUUCAACUCAAAAAUCUGAUCGUGUCUCUGACCUCUCUUACCAGAGAGAAAUGGUCUCUUAGAAUUGGGAUCUGGGAGGCGUCUGCUUCCUUGGUUUAUGAUGAAAGCGCAGAAGUGCUGCGGAUCCGUGCUGAGGUCACAAUCGUUCUUGGGUGGGAGGGUUUGGCGCUCAGCUGGGGAGCAGAGCUGGUGCUCUGGUGAGCGUGCUGCACGCAGAGACUGAGCUCUGAGCGUUCCUUGCAAGGGAUCAUCCUUUGAGAGCCCGUCAGAAGCACCGCUGUGGCGUGUGUGACCUGGGCACAGCCUGGAGUGAGCGGGCCAAAGAGGGUCCCGGUCGGAAAGGCGAUUUUGCGGAUCCAAGCAGUCCAAGAAGGAGGGCGUCCGGCUCUUUCCAAGAGCAGGGAACUCCUCUGAAGCCGAGCUUGCUCUGAGAAUUUCAUCAUGUCUCAGCGAGGAGUCGACUGCUACUUCUAUUUCUACUCCACCUGCACGAAGGGAGACAGCUGUCCCUUCCGCCACUGUGAAGCGGCUCUGGGGAGCGAACAAGUGUGCCGGCUGUGGGUGGAGGGUCGCUGUUCCAGUGGCAACUGCAAGUUCAGGCACAUGAGAAUUGAUAAGAAGCGCAGUGAGAUUCCGUGCUAUUGGGAGGAUCAACCAGGAGGCUGUCAGAAAGCCCACUGCGCCUUUCUCCACUUGAAGGAACGCGGUGGGAACGGACUGGCCGUACCACCAAGCCAAAAAGCUGACGCCAGUGGCCUUCCUCCGAAGAGCGGCCUUGCAGGAAGUCUGGGCAAGAAGCCUGGGAAGGCACCAAAGAGAGUUGACAUCCCAACUUCCUCCCAUGGCCCGGCUGGAAAAAAACGCAAGCGAUCUGAGGAGGAGGAGGGAAAAGUAAAAGAAUUGCCCUGCAAGAAACGAGUCAAGGGUGGACGCAAGGAGGCCGUGAAGCCUAUUGAUUGGAAAACCACCUUCCCCCCCAAGCAGAAACGGAAACGAAAAGCAGCAGAGAUGCAUCCAUCUGCUGCUGAGGACACAGAUGAGCCCCCAGCUAAAAAACUACCUACGGCCAUCGUUCCAGCCCUGCCCGGGGACAGCCUGGUGACCAUUCCUGCAGUCGAAACACCUCCAAGCAGCCUGGAACUGCUUCCAGGAAGCCAGGCGGACUCCGUGGCACAGUCGGAGGUCUCAAGUGCACCAUCCUAUUCCUCACAAGACGCAGCUGAGACACAGCAGCUGAGCUGCGCAGAGGCGGGGGAAGCACUCGUCUCUGAAGAGGACGAUCUCGAGCAGUUCAUGAUGGAGAUCACAGGAGAACUGGAAGGAGAAAUUGAGGUGGACGCUGAGAAGGAUGUGGACGAGCUCCUUCUGGAACUGUCUGACAUCAUUGACAGUGUAACACCAUAGACUGAUUGUCUAUUUUACAACCAACAGCAACAACCACCAAUUAAAACCAACCCUGUUCCUUUUCAA
This is a messenger RNA of Gallus gallus (chicken), 1858 nucleotides long. Its product is annotated as zinc finger CCCH domain-containing protein 11A-like. Lineage: Eukaryota; Metazoa; Chordata; Aves; Galliformes; Phasianidae. Bases 830 to 1792 code for a protein of 320 amino acids. Gene Ontology annotation, molecular function: metal ion binding. The transcript is spliced from 9 exons. The record is from RefSeq and is a predicted model, not a curated record.